Molecule: messenger RNA, 1887 nt
Organism: Fusarium redolens
Lineage: Eukaryota; Fungi; Ascomycota; Sordariomycetes; Hypocreales; Nectriaceae
Exons: 3
Coding region: 1-1887 (628 amino acids)
Biological process (GO): regulation of DNA-templated transcription; DNA-templated transcription
Cellular component (GO): nucleus
Molecular function (GO): zinc ion binding; DNA binding; DNA-binding transcription factor activity, RNA polymerase II-specific
Source: RefSeq, a predicted model, not a curated record
AUGGCCUCAUGUGAGAGGUGUAAGCAGCGUAAAGCAAAGUGCGACCGCCGAUUACCGGCCUGUCAGCGCUGUGAGAAGGCAAAGGUUGAGUGCGAGUAUGGUGGGAGGCGGAAACCGGGGUUUCCAGCUGGGCAUCGCCAGAUGUUGGAGGACAAGAUCGAGAGGCUGGAGUCCGAGUUACGUGCCAUUCGCACCACGCCGAGAACGAGCACAUCAACUGAUCAAGGACCUGUACAAGACGCUGUAAUCGAAGCGGAGAACAAAUCCUCCAAUGAACAACAAUCGCGUUCAAUGACCGUCGGUGAAGCAUCACCUACCUUUGAGCGUACCCGCAGAGUUACAGAACGCAGACCCCCAACAGACCUCGUCGUUUCUCUCGCUUCCUUAUACUUUCGUCACAUCCACCCAUGGUUUCCCUUCCUAGAUGUUCAGCGCGUUUGCGCCGAUAUGGGCUCUAUGGAUGAACCUGCGUUACUCUACUACGCUCUUUUCGGGGUUACACUACCGUACUCGUUCGACUCUCGUCUUGACCAGGCCUCGAGCGACUCAUUUUGGAAAUACUCCAAGCGAAGCAUAUUUGUUGACGUGCUCGAGGAGCCCUCAUAUAGCUCGUUAGAAGUUCUUACGGUGCUUGUCUUGGAUCUUUCGGGCAUGACACAUGGGCCUCAGGUCUGGGGUCCCUUGGCCGUAGCUACGAAGCUUGCUGUACAGCUCAAAAAUACUGAUGGGCUAGUCUUUCGCACCUCAACGGAGGCCGAAAGCAGUGAAUCGCUCAGCAAGAGUGAUGGUAUUUUCCGACAGCGGUUAUUCUGGGCUAUCUACGCUCUCGACUGUACCAUUUGCAUUACUACCAACCAUCCCUCGACCUUGGGCGACGAUCAUGUACGCCACUUCCUACCUGCGCGACAGCAAGUCUGGCGGGAGAACCUGUCAGAGGUAGACGAUGCAUCGCUUACUCCCGCCUCGGUGUUCAGCUACCAAUUAGAGCUCUUUGAUCUUUCUCGAAGAAUUCACAGAGUUGGGACCGAAUACAGCAGCCUCUACAACAACCAAGACCUGGAGUCGACUUGGCUGGGCGAGUUUCACAAUACCUCGGCUGAACUCAAUUCCUGGAUGGAGACACUACCAUCUCGGCUGUUCUGGCAUAACCAUAAUGUUGUCGAAGAUCGGGUCCCAAGCGCUAUCCGGCCAGCUACUUUCAUGCUGUAUGGAUACUAUUACGCCUUGGAUAUCUAUCUCAAUGGCUUUCUCGCCAUACCGUGUCAUUUCAAUUUCCAGUCCGAUGCGCAUCACGAAAUACGUCGACUAUGUCUAGAGCGAUGUCUCAACAGCGUGCAAGCCCUAUCUCAAAUCGUCACAAAAGUGGCUGACCAAACUGUCGAUAAACUCGGCUGGCCUUUUGCUUGGUCUGUCUGGGUGGCAGCUCGCUUCUUGACUGCGCAGAGAUACUUCACAGGAGAGAGCGAUCCCGAGGCCAUGGCAAAAGUCUCACUUUUCACAACGUUUCUCAAUACCAUGGGUCGCUUUUGGCAGAUCAGCGCUAGCUAUGCGAGAAUGAUGCGUCGAGCAACAUCUGAUCUGGACGCAGGCACUGAGCCGGGACAAGGGACGAUUCUCCAGCUUAUGGCCGAUCUUCGAGUCCCGACAUCUCACGUGGAGGAUCAGUUUAGGCCAGACUCAAUGCUACACGGUAUGAUUAGUCCAGGACAGUCUGUUUCAACGUAUGAUAACCCCACCUAUAUGGACGUUGAGAGACUGGACAAUCUUCUUCCAGUUUUCUCUGAUGAUACUUGCUUUGAUAUGUCUCAAGAUCAAGACAACUGGUUUCGCAUGCCGUUGUUUGCCUCGUCAGCAUACCAACAGUUCAAUGCGCCGGAGCAGGAGUGA